ACAGUGUGGUUGUGUUCGGUUUAGGUUCAAUACGUGUUCCAUCCGUCGCUGUGAAAACCCAAAGUGAGAAAACUACAGCGACUGGGAGAGAGAAUUGAGAGUUCCAUACAUCAGAAGAAACACAAAAGUGAAGAAGCCAUUUUUCAUUCGUGGCUGUAUCAGCAGCAGUGGUGUGCACAAAAGUGAAGAAAAAACGGGAAAAUCUGCGGAAAAUGGUCCAUUUUCCUUCGGCAAUCUAGAUCCUAGAAGUGUAGUUUUAUUUUUUGUGUUUGAGUCAAACUCACAUGAGGUCGUGUAAAAUUGUGAUUUUCCAGUUUUGAACCCAUUUUUUUUCGUAAACCUAAGUGUAGAUUUUUUAUACUAUCCGGAAGUCUCUGCAUUCCGGUGUUUGAAUCAGAGUCUGAAAACUAGACAACCGCAGCAGUCAAAUCGUGAAAAUGUCGGGCGACCGGGAGAUUCCAGCUGAGGAUAGCAUCAAAGUGGUGUGUCGUUUUCGACCACUAAACGACAGUGAGGAACGAGCCGGAUCGAAGUUCAUAGUAAAGUUUCCGUCUGGACCGGAGGAGAAUUGCCUCUCGAUAGGGGGCAAAGUUUACCUCUUCGACAAAGUAUUCAAACCGAACGCCACACAGGAGAAGGUCUACAAUGAGGCGGCCAAGUCGAUCGUCUCGGACGUACUGGCCGGCUACAACGGCACCAUAUUUGCCUACGGUCAGACGUCGUCCGGCAAAACGCACACGAUGGAGGGCGUCAUCGGCGACCCGGGAAAGCAAGGUAUCAUUCCGCGUAUCGUUAACGAUAUCUUCAACCACAUCUACAGCAUGGAGGUGAAUCUGGAGUUCCACAUCAAGGUUUCCUACUAUGAAAUCUACAUGGACAAGAUCCGGGACCUGCUCGAUGUUAGCAAGGUGAAUCUGAGUGUGCAUGAGGACAAAAAUCGGGUACCGUACGUGAAGGGUGCCAGCGAACGGUUCGUGUCCAGUCCAGAGGACGUGUUCGAGGUGAUUGAGGAGGGCAAAUCCAAUCGGCACAUAGCGGUCACCAACAUGAACGAGCACUCGUCCCGGUCGCACUCGGUGUUUCUGAUUAACGUCAAGCAGGAAAACCUGGAAAAUCAGAAGAAACUUUCCGGUAAGCUAUAUCUGGUCGAUUUGGCCGGUUCGGAGAAGGUCUCGAAAACCGGUGCCGAGGGUACGGUGCUAGACGAAGCGAAGAACAUCAACAAAUCACUGUCGGCGCUGGGUAAUGUGAUUUCGGCGCUGGCCGACGGCAACAAGACGCAUAUUCCCUACCGUGACUCGAAGCUAACUCGAAUCCUGCAGGAAUCGCUCGGUGGCAAUGCACGCACCACCAUUGUCAUCUGCUGUUCGCCGGCCAGCUUCAACGAGGCGGAAACCAAGUCGACGCUCGACUUCGGCCGAAGAGCAAAAACGGUGAAGAAUGUAGUCUGCGUGAACGAAGAGCUGACGGCUGAGGAGUGGAAACGUCGCUACGAACGGGAGAAGGAAAAGAAUGGUCGCCUGAAGGGUAAGGUGGAAAAGCUGGAAGCCGAACUGGCAAGAUGGCGAGCGGGUGAGACCGUAAACGUGGAAGAGCAGCUCGAUCUGCAGGACGUUAUGGAAGCUAGCACGCCGAACGUGGAAGUUCUGCUGGAGAAACCUUCGGAUCUGCCGGUACCGGCAACGCCAAGUGGCUUGACAAUGGUCGGUUCGAUCAAUGCCGACGAACGUGCCGCCCUGGAGCAGGAACGAGAACGCCUCUACCAGCAGCUAGACGAUAAGGAUGAAGAGAUCAACCAGCAGUCGCAAUACGUUGAAAAACUAAAGGAGCAGAUUAUGGAUCAGGAAGAACUGAUCGCCAAUACCCGGCGAGACUAUGAAAAUUUGCAAGCAGAAAUGACUCGCAUUCAGCAGGAGAACGAGAGCGCCAAGGAGGAGGUUAAGGAAGUCCUUCAAGCGCUUGAAGAACUUGCCGUUAACUACGAUCAAAAGUCCCAGGAAAUCGAAUCGAAGAACAAGGAAAUCGAUUCCGUAAACGAUGAAUUGCUGCAGAAACAGACUUCCUUGAACAGUGCACAGUCGGAACUGCAACAGCUGAAGGACAUGUCUGCCCACCAGAAGAAGCGCAUCAAUGAAAUGCUCAGUAAUUUGCUGCGUGACAUCUCCGAGGUUGGUCAGGCUCUGGCUGCCGAUCCGAACGAUAUGAAACUGAACGUGGAAGCCUCCGCCGGUAAGCUCGAGGAGGAGUUCACUGUUGCCCGGCUGUACAUUAGCAAGCUGAAGUCAGAGGCGAAGAACGUCUCCCAACGGUGCUCGAAUUUGGAAAACCUACAACAGGAAGCCAACAAAAAGGUCGGCGAAUACGAGAAAGAUCUCAGCGAAUGCAGGUUGCUAAUUUCUCAGCACGAGGCCCGUAUGAAGUCACUACAGGAAUCGAUGCGAGAAGCAGAAAAUAAGAAGCGCACUUUGGAGGAGAAUGUGGACGCUCUGCGCGAAGAAUGCGCCAAACUGAAGGCCGCCGAACAGGUAUCGGCCGUGAAUGCGGAAGAGAAACAGAAGGCUGACCAGCUGAAGGCUGCAUUCGAGAACCAGAUGGAUCAGCUGCGGGACGCGCACACCAAACAGGUUUCCGCUCUGCGAGACGAAAUCUCCGAGAAGCAGGAGUUCAUCAACGAACUGAAGGAUACCAACCAGAAGCUGUCGCUUGCCCACCAACAGAUGACGGCCGAUUACGAGAAGUUGCGCCAGGAGGAAGCGGAGAAGUCCGCCAAACUGCAAGAAUUAAUGCUCACCAACGAGCGACGAGAGCAGGCUCGUAAGGAUCUCAAGGGACUAGAGGACACCGUAGCCAAGGAACUGCACACUCUGCAUGCCCUACGCAAGCUGUUUGUGCAAGAUCUACAGUCUCGCAUCAAGAAGUCCAACAAUAUGGAGGAAACCGAAGACGACGGUGGCUCGUUGGCCCAGAAGCAGAAGAUCUCCUUCCUCGAGAACAACCUGGAACAGCUAACCAAGGUGCACAAGCAGCUGGUGCGGGAUAACGCCGAUCUGCGCUGCGAGCUGCCGAAGCUGGAGAAACGGCUCCGCACUACGAUGGAGCGCGUGAAGGCUCUCGAGACGGCCCUCAAGGAGGCCAAGGAAGGUGCAAUGCGUGACCGCAAGCGCUACCAGUACGAGGUGGACCGCAUCAAGGAAGCCGUCCGGCAGAAGAAUCUGGCCCGGCGAGGACCGCAGGCGCAAAUUGCAAAGCCAAUCCGUGCAGGCCAGGGACACAUUCUGUUCAAGACGGCUGCUGCAGGCAGUAGCGCCGGCUCACCGGUGACACCAAAGGCGGUUAUGGUGGAGAAGAGAAAAUCCGUUGUCAAUGAUACGGAAAGUUGAAUUGGCUAAGACUGCGCCACAGUUUCCCCAGUGCGGCUUAGCAAACGCAACUCUAAAACUGCUAUCGUGUAAGCACUAAAUUUUCCACGCUGCAAUUAUAUAUAUACAUAUAUAGAUAUUUAACUCCUUUACACAACACAUACACAAAAACACACAAAGCCGAUGGUCUCACCCGCAGUUCGUUGGGUGUUUUGAGUUGGCACAGACUAGGGAAAGGGAACGCGCCACGAAAUGAUGAUGAUGAUGUUGAAUGACGAUUGUGAACAAGCAAAAUUUUACCGGAAUCAGGACACAUUGAGAUAUUUAGCAAGAAGUAAAUUGAUAAAAAUGAGCACCGCAGCAGCGUGUAUCUACAUAUAUUUUUGGCCUGAGAAUCAACCGAAAGUUUUGCCCGCAUGAAAAGAUAAGAAAAACAAAAAAAAAAAAUAAACCGUUUAUUAGUACCGUUCAAAACGACACUACAGUUUCGAACCGCCGAUCGGAGGAAACUGCUUCUAAUGCAUAGCGGAAAUAAAAGUGUAACACAGAGCAACAGACUUUAGGAAAGGAAAGAUGAUUAUGAUAUGAUACAUGGUGUCUUUAAAUUAUUGCGCUGAUAGAGAUGCAAAACAAGCUAAACAAUUGCAACAUAAUAGUAUAUUAAUAAAUUUGACGCGGCAUCAGUAGCACCAAAAGUUUAACAAACUAAAGAAACAAAAAAAACAGAAAACAGAUCCGGUUUAAAAAGCAAAAACACACACAACACAGAAAAACAGCUUAAAAAUAUGAACAAUGUUUAAUCUUAUCAACAAAGCUGCUUGAUUGAAAACGAAAAAAAAAACUUUGCUAUUGUGCUAAGACAAAGUAUGUGACGCUAAAACUACUAUUUAUUAAAUUAUUGCUUAUUUUUUAAAUAAAGAACCAACAUGAAUAUGACUAUCUACUUACACAUAGAUACACACACACACAGAGAGAGAAGAGCAAAGUAAAGUAAAAAAAUAAAACAAUAUAGUAACAAAUUCAUCACACUUCACAAACAAACAUACAACAAGCGUAUAGGUAUAGACUUUCCAGAAUAAUUAACGCGAUCUUUGACGAGAAUAGCAAAUCAACAACAAAACAAAGGCGACCUUACCUCUUCUAACAACAAGAGUGAGCAGGAGGUGUGAGGUUCGCCAAGUCCAUUUGUUUACUUACUUUCUGAUAGUAGCGCGCGAGUUUUUUUGUUAACAUCUGGUUUCGGGAACUGAGUGUUUUAUUUUUCGUUUUUUCUAUACUUUAAUUUACGCAGUCUAAUUCAAAUUUAAGGUUUUGUUGGUUCCUUAUCGUGAUGCUGCUAGAGUAGACAGACAGCAGACACUAACUUUUGCACCAGAUUAAACAGCAGACGAGAACUUUCCAAAGCUAUUUUCUUGUUAGUGCUUAAUCAAUAAAACACAGACACGGUUUGAUACUAAAAGAGCGGUUAUUUUCUACUGGCAGUGAUAGAGUUUAGUACAUUGCAAAUCAGGAGAAGAUUAGAUUAUUCUCGGUAGUGUUAAACCCUUAAUUAAAAAAACAAAAUUCGCGUCUCCCAAGUUAGUGGCUUACUACUACUGCAUUGCAUUGUGUCUCGUCGUCGUUCGUUGCAAUAUAUGGUUGUUGUUCGGCAUCGGACCAAUCACCACUGAUCUGAUCGAUCGCCUGCUUCUUCUUUAUCCAGUGUUGCCGUUAAAAGAAUGCAGGAGCAAAAAAAAAACAUGCGCAAAAAUAGUAGCAAUGUGAAGUACUAUACUUAGCAAAAAAAAAGAUAGAUUCACAGAAGACAGAAAACAAUAAACAUUGGA
Sabethes cyaneus is the source of this 5185-nucleotide messenger RNA. It is a transcript of the gene Khc, whose product is annotated as kinesin heavy chain. Bases 438 to 3380 code for a protein of 980 amino acids. The record is from RefSeq and is a predicted model, not a curated record. NCBI's taxonomy places the organism in Eukaryota, Metazoa, Arthropoda, Insecta, Diptera, Culicidae. Gene Ontology annotation, molecular function: microtubule motor activity; microtubule binding; ATP binding. Gene Ontology annotation, biological process: microtubule-based movement. The transcript has 9 exons.